GGAAGCCUCAUCCCCGGUCUAGAAGAGAGCCCAGCUCCUUCCCUACAGCCCAUCAUGGUAGCGAGAUGAAGGUGCAGCUGCCAGGGUCCAGCCUUCUGCAGGGGCACGUGGGAACGGGACACCUGAGGGCAUGGUCGCAGCUGCAGUGACAAGUGGCUUAGCCCCAGAAGUUGCUGGCAAGUGGCAAGCAGUAUGAAUGCAGAGCUCUCACUCCUGCCACUGUACCACUGAGGCAAGAUCCAAAGCUGAGCACCAAGAACUAGUUUGUGUCCUUGGCAGAUGGGCAUUGGUGUCAUUGGCUGACCAGCAGCAUGGAGACCACGCCCCUGAAUUCUCAGAAAGCACUGUCAGCGUGCAAGGACAGAGAGGACUGUCAAGAAAAUGGUGUUCUACAGAAGGGUGUCCCCACCCCAGGGGACAGGGCAGAGCCUGGCCAAAUAUCCAACGGGUACUCUGCAGUUCCCAGCAGGAGUGCUGGAGACGAAGCUCCACACUCCAUCCCAGGGGCCACCAUCACCCUGGUGGCUGAGAUUCGCCAAGGGGAGCGGGAGACCUGGGGCAAGAAGAUGGAUUUUCUCCUGUCCGUCAUCGGCUAUGCUGUGGACCUGGGCAACGUCUGGCGUUUUCCCUACAUUUGCUACCAGAAUGGCGGAGGGGCCUUCCUCCUCCCCUACACCAUCAUGGCCAUCUUCGGGGGGAUCCCGCUCUUCUACAUGGAACUUGCGCUGGGCCAGUACCACCGAAAUGGGUGCAUUUCUAUAUGGAGGAAGAUCUGCCCGAUUUUCAAAGGGAUUGGCUUUGCCAUCUGCAUCAUCGCCUUUUAUAUCGCCUCCUACUACAACACCAUCAUAGCCUGGGCACUCUACUACCUCAUCUCCUCCUUCACGGACCGGCUGCCCUGGACCAGCUGCCAAAACUCUUGGAACACUGGCAACUGCACCAACUAUUUCUCCCAGGACAACAUCACCUGGACACCCCAUUCCACAUCGCCUGCUGAGGAGUUUUACUUGCGCCAUGUUCUGCAGAUUCACCAAUCUAAGGGACUCCAGGACCUGGGGGCCAUCAGCUGGCAACUUGCUCUCUGUAUCAUGCUCAUCUUCACCAUUAUCUACUUCAGCAUCUGGAAAGGCAUCAAAACAUCUGGCAAGGUGGUGUGGGUGACAGCCACCUUCCCUUACAUUGUCCUGUCUGUCCUGCUGGUGAGGGGGGCCACCCUUCCUGGAGCCUGGAGAGGGGUCAUCUUCUACUUGAAACCCAACUGGCAGAAACUCCUGGAGACAGGGGUGUGGGUAGACGCUGCCGCUCAGAUCUUCUUCUCUCUGGGGCCCGGCUUUGGGGUCCUCCUGGCUUUUGCUAGCUACAACAAGUUCAACAACAACUGCUACCAAGACGCCCUGGUGACCAGCGUGGUGAACUGCCUGACGAGCUUCAUGUCCGGCUUUGUCAUCUUCACGGUCCUUGGCUACAUGGCUGAGAUGAGGAACGAAGACGUGUCUGAGGUGGCCAGAGACGCGGGCCCCAGCCUCCUUUUCAUCACGUAUGCAGAGGCCAUCGCCAACAUGCCAGCAUCCACAUUCUUUGCCAUCAUCUUCUUCCUCAUGUUAAUCACGCUGGGCUUGGAUAGCACGUUUGCAGGCCUGGAAGGUGUGAUCACCGCUGUGCUGGAUGAGUCCCCACACAUCUGGGCCAAGCGCCGGGAGUGGUUUGUGCUCAUCCUGGUCAUUAUUUGCGUCUUGGGAUCCCUGCUCACACUGACCUCUGGAGGGGCAUAUGUGGUGGCGCUGCUGGAGGAGUAUGCCACGGGGCCUGCGGUGCUCACCGUGGCCCUCAUUGAAGCCGUGGCCGUGUCAUGGUUCUAUGGGAUCAGUCAGUUCUGCAGUGACGUGAAGGAGAUGCUUGGCUUCAGCCCGGGAUGGUUCUGGAAGAUCUGCUGGGUGGCCAUCAGCCCCCUGUUUCUCCUGUUCAUCAUUUGCAGUUUUUUGAUGAGCCCGCCCCAACUGCGGCUCUUCCAAUACAACUAUCCCCGCUGGAGCAUCGUCUUGGGCUACUGCAUAGGAACGUCGUCUGUCAUCUGCAUCCCCGCCUAUAUCGUUUACCGGCUGAUCAGCACUCCGGGGACACUUAAGGAGCGCAUUCUCAAAAGUAUCACGCCUGAAACACCCACAGAGAUUCCCUGUGGGGACAUCCGCCUGAAGGCCGUGUAGCCCGCCAGGAGGACUGGGCUGCCCAGCCGGCUCUCUCCCUCCGAAAAGCCCAGCCCGACCUCUCCCCUCCAAGCCGGGCCUGAUGAGGCGAGGUCUUUCUUCACGGAGACGCAGCCCUCGAGGCUUCGGCCCAGACUCUGCCGGGUCAGCCGCCUCUGUCCGUGACGACCCUGGAACACGCUGCCCCAGGCGAUGGCGACCCAGCUCAGCUGGCCUCUUUUGGACACGGGAGGGAGUGUAAGGAGGGGGUGAAAACCGCGCAGUCAUCAGCCUUAGGUCUAGAAUUAAGUCUGUGAAAGCCUGUACCGUUUUCUUCUGGUGUGACCGUAUUAGCUCACAUCCGCUUCUAAAGCCUCCACUGUUCUUGAAUGCACACGCCGCCCGAGAGAAGACAAGGAUGUCUCGCCAGCCAUCUGUUUCCUCAGUAGCGUAGGAUCCUAUAGCCGGAAUCUGCUAGACCCUUCUAACCUGCGUGCUGCUGUGAGGUUAAGAAAGGAAGCUGUAAAGACGCUAAACCGAAAAUUGACGUGUAUGUGUGCGCUUGGUGUCUGUACGUUUGUGUCUCUGUGCUCUGACUCCCAGUACUCCGGGUCCAUUACACACUAUAUAAACGGCCUCUAAUUUUUCUUACAUUAAACAAAUUCCACCUA
Meriones unguiculatus (Mongolian gerbil) is the source of this 2854-nucleotide messenger RNA. It is a transcript of the gene Slc6a4, whose product is annotated as solute carrier family 6 member 4. Gene Ontology annotation, molecular function: serotonin:sodium:chloride symporter activity; serotonin binding. Lineage: Eukaryota; Metazoa; Chordata; Mammalia; Rodentia; Muridae. Bases 312 to 2204 code for a protein of 630 amino acids. Gene Ontology annotation, biological process: serotonin uptake; sodium ion transmembrane transport. The record is from RefSeq and is a predicted model, not a curated record. Gene Ontology annotation, cellular component: neuron projection; plasma membrane. The transcript is spliced from 14 exons.